UGUUGGUUCUAAUAUUGAUGAUUCAUUCUCACCUUUUAAUUCAGAAAUAAGUUCCUAUUCCCAAACAGGAAGCCACGAGUCCUUCUCAGCCUUUGGGGGUGACCAGGAAAUGGAUCCAACCCCUGAAGCCCUUCCUGACCCUGUGCCCCCCACGGGCCAGAAAAAUGAGCUCAUAGAUUUCUCCAAGGAUGAUGAUCAAACUACAGAUUUAGGAUGUGUUGGCACAAAUCCUUUCAGUGACUCGGCACCAGGGGAAAUGCACACUUCUGACCCAUACCGUGAGUUUCAGUCUAAUGAUGUGAACACCAAGAACACUGAACAAAUUGCUCAGUCUGCCCUUAAGUACGAUGCUCCCGAGUUUUUUCCAGAACAACGCAGCACUACUGACUGUUCACCACUGAGGCAUGAUGCUCCUGAAUUUUUAUCGCGCAAUUCUCAGCAGGCAGACAUGUUUGAUCAGAAUCCUCAUUCAGGAGGUUUAGAGAGUAGCGAUUCACCUCAGCUUCCUCAAAGUAACACUUGCACACCAAAGGAACAGGCACAUGAUGUGAUGGGCACUCAAUGUAAAGAAAAUGUGCCUGUGUUGAUGGAGGAUUGGAAUGUUCCUACCACCAAAACAGAACAAGGGGAUGGUGAUGUUGAUGAUUAUGAGGAUGAGGAGGAUUACUCGGAAAGUGAAUCUAAUUCACAAGUUGAGAAUGAUGAGAUUAUUGAAGAUGACUACACAGACUCGGAGGAGGAUACUGAAAACAUUCAGGACGAUGUUAUGUCAGGGACUGGUGAGGGUACAGAACUUGCUGAUGUACAUCCUGAGUUUGAUCAGAGUGCUAUAAAACAUGCAUUUAAUGAAAAUGAAUUACAAUUUCAGCAGCAGGGUGGGGGACUUAUGCCAAGCAUGGAUGCUGAACCACUAUUGGUUGAAGGCGGCACGGAACAAGAACUAGGCGAUCAGACAGAGGAGAUAGGUAGCAGACAGAUGGAUAUUGGACAAGAGUCUAUGGAACACCAACAGGUUGCUUCUGGAGAUCUCUCCAGGGAUACCAUCAGUAAGAGUGACACUUUCACCAUUGAGAGUGACUCUGACAUGGAGAAGAGAUCCAUCACGCCACCAGUAGAAGAGAACAAGGGGACAGGCAUAGUAGUCUCAGACCAACACAUAUCUGGUUUCCAGGACAACCAGUCAAACCAAGAAAUUGGUGGAGCAUCAACACCAUUUGGUGAAAAUGAAAUGGAACAGACAAUGAGCCAAAAGGAAAAAGAAAACAUUUUUGCAUCAGACAUGGAAUCGGGUCCUGCAGGAUUUUGUGGAGAUGAUAAUGAUAUGUUUACCAAACAACCAACUGUUCAGCUGGAACCAGAAAACAAACAGCAAGCAGUAUUGCAGGAUGAACAAAUGUCCCCUCUAAAACAAGAUUUUUAUGGUGAAACACAGCCAAGCCAAGUUCACUGGGAUGAACCUAUGAUUCCUCAGCAGGACGCCUCCCCACUAGAACUUUCUCCAGCAAGACAACAAACAGGCUAUAGUGAUGAUGUAGCAUCUCCUAGAGAUGUGUUGUUGGAGGAAACAUCAAAACAGGGAUUACAGAUGGAUGAAUCUGGUGUUGAUCAAGCUGAGGCUGAACCAAACAGACAACAACCACAAGAUCUGGUUCCAAAUCCAGUGUUUACACAACAGAAUCAAGAAUAUGAUGAUGAAGGUGAAGAUGAAGGCACAUACCCAGAUGAUCAGAACUCAGAAGACGAAGAAGAAUUUAUCAACGAUGAGGAAGAAGAAGAAAUGGAAUUUUCAUCUGAGGAAAGAUUUACUCAUCCACAACAACAAAAGCUGACUUCAGAGGAGAGGUCUGUUUCACCACAAGAGGAAAGAAUGUCUGUCGAAAAAGAGUUGGUUUCUCCGCAAAACAGGUUAGCAUCAGAGGAGAGGUCUGUGUCUUCUACAGAACAGGAUUUAAAUGAAUUCAAACAGAGCCAGGUUUCAACUGAAAGGUCAGUCUCACCUGAAAUAAAAAACAGUUUUGCAUCAGAAGAGAGAUCAGUCCCCCAUCCUGAAGAUCAAUGUUUAUAUACCCAGAAUCCUUUUGAAGAGCAAGGUGCAUAUGAAGAAAAACAGCCUACAUCCCAAUCCUUUGAAAAGGAAUCCUAUUCAUUUGAACAUGACAUGGAACCAGAAAAGAAAGACAAGCCUGUGAUUGAUGAAACAUUUGGGAUGGCUCCCACACCUUUUAAAGCUUUGGAACAAGAGAGUGUAUUGCCUCCAGGUCAGGCCUUCAGACUGGAAGGAACAGCUGGGGAUGCAAAGGAUGUUGGGAAGCCUAGUGAGGACAUUUUAACUGCUGGAGGUGUCAAUGACUUUGAUCAGAUAGAACAUGGACAAAAAGACGACUUUAUGACUGCUGAAGGUGUCAAUGACUUUGCUCAGAUAGAACAUGGACAAAAAGAGGACUUAAUGACUACUGGAGGUGUCAAUGACUUUGAUCAGAAUGUAGACCAUGGACAAAAAGAGAAUAUUUUAACUGCUGGAGGUGUCAAUGACUUUGAUCAGAAUGUAGAACAUGGACAAAAAGAGGACAUUUUAACUGCUGGAGGUGUCAAUGACUUUGAUCAGAAUGUAGAACAUGGACAAAAAGAGAAUAUUUUAACUGCUGGAGGUGUCAAUGACUUUGAUCAGAAUGUAGAACAUGGACAAAAAGAGGACUUUAUGACUGCUGAAGGUGUCAAUGACUUUGAUCAGAAUGUAGAACAUGGACAAAAAGAGGACAUUUUAACCGCUGGAGGUGUCAAUGACUUUGAACAGAUAGAACAUGGACAAAGAGACAAAAUUUUAAUUGCUGGAGGUGUCAAUGACUUUGAACAGAAUGUAGAACAUGGACAAAGAGAGGACAUUUUAACUGCUGGAGGUGUCAAUGACUUUGAUCAGAAUGUAGAACAUGGACAAAAAGAGGAUAUUUUAACUGCUGGAGGUGUCAAUGACUUUGAUCAGAAUGUAGAACAUGGACAAAAAGAGGAUAUUUUAACUGCUGGAAGUGUCAAUGACUUUGAUCAGAAUGUAGGCCAUGGACAAAGAGAGGACAUUUUAACUGCUGGAGGUGUCAAUGACUUUGAUCAGAAUGUAGAACAUGGACAAAAAGAGGAUAUUUUAACUGCUGGAGGUGUCAAUGACUUUGAUCAGAAUGUAGAACAUGGACAAAAAGAGGAUAUUUUAACUGCUGGAAGUGUCAAUGACUUUGAUCAGAAUGUAGGCCAUGGACAAAAAGAGGAUAUUUUAACUGGUGGAAGUGUCAAUGACUUUGAUCAGAAUGUAGAACAUGGACAAAAAGAGGACAUUUUAACUGCUGGAGGUGUCAAUGACUUUGAUCAGAAUGUAGAACAUGGACAAAGAGACGCCAUUUUGACUGCUGGAGGUGGCAGCUAUUCUGAUGAAAAUUUAUCUGAACAGUUUGAUGAUGAGGAUGUGGCAGUUCAACAAAAUGUCAAAGAUGACAACCAUCAGCCUGUUUCCAUGGAAACCGUCUCAAAAGAGAGUAAUGAGGAACGAAAAGAGAUAUUGGAACCUGGAAUUGAUAUAAAGGAAACUGGUAUGACAGAAUCAUUUAUCAUGGACUCACAGGAAACUGGUAUGACAAAAUCAGUUAUCAUGGACUCACAGGAAAUUGAUGACCAGCCACCAUCAGAAGUCUCCAGUCAGAUGGUGGAGGAUGAUGGGGACAUGGGAAAACUUGUGAAUGAGAGCAUGGAAGGUCCAGCUGCUGAAAUAUCUGAGAUAGCUACAUCCCCUAAUGAGUGUUCCAUGGUGCUAAAGGAGACUGUGAUGGAUAAUGAUGCAUCUUCUCUGUCUCAGCCUGUCUCCACUAAAUCAGCAUUAGAGGAGUAUAUCAGGGACCCUAUGGAGGAUGUAGAAAACAGACAAGAACAGUCACUUGAGGCUGCUGAGGUUGAACAGCCAAUGGUUACUGAAGAUGUUAGGGAAGUGGAGGUGACAGGUAAGGAUGAGGUUGUCGCCCCAACUCCAGUGUCUGAGCUUCCAGAACCACCUGCUAAUCAGCAAGCAGUGGAACAAAAGUUGCCAGAAUCUGUCCCAGAGCCUUUGAUAUCUGAAAAGGUUGCUGAAGAGAAAAAAGAACCUCUUGAAAUUGCUGGCAAGGACAAAGGAACUCCUGUUGAAAAAGAGGCAAAGAAAAUUGCUGAACCUGCUGAGAAGAAAAUACAACUUUCAGAGAAAUCCGAAAGAAAGGAUGCAAAGCCAAAGAAACAAGAAAAACCCAUUACAAAAACACCACAGAAACCGCUGAGAAAACCAAAAGAAAAAACACCACCUAAACAUGAAACGUCUAAAAUCCCUUCCCCUACAAAAACCGAGAAUAGGACCACCAAACCCACCACACGGACUGCCAGGCCAUCAAAGGCAGCCUCUCCGCGUACACUCGACGUAAAACCGAGCACUGACAAACCACCAUUUGACACAAGAUCCCCACGAGCAGUGUCUGUGUCAUCGCAGAGAAUACCACCUCUGUCGCAGACACCAACCACACCAAGUCCCACCAAAGUCCCCUCCAAGAAGCUUUCCACUAAGACCCAGAGUAAAGAGGCCACCGAGUCAUUUCUGGAGCGCAUGUCGAGGCCUCGAUGUCGAACUCCAAAGAAAGAUGGCACAUCAGACAGUGGCUUCGAGGAGAACAAGACCCCUAGAGCGGCCUCGGCUACUUCUCCGAGGAAGAAAUAUGGAAUUGAUGCCAAAAACGAUAGUUACAAACCGGGUGGAGGCAAUGUGAAGAUCACGGAUCAGAAGGUUACCGUCAGACAUGUGGGGUCCAAGAUAGAUGCCCGCUCCAAAACUCCAACAUCCACACAAAGAGACUCCACUCCUAGAACACCUAAAGGACCAACUCCAGACACCAAGAAUGUCCAGUCUAAAAUUGGUUCACUGAAAAACGCUACCCACACCCCGGGAGGAGGAAAUGUAAAAAUAGCCAAUCAGAAAAAGGACUACUCAGCGGUGCAAGGCAAGAUAGGGUCAAAGGUUAACCUUGACCAUCGGCCAAAAGGCGGAGACAAAAAGAUUUUGUCCAAGAAACUUGAGUGGAAAGCUGAGUCCAGGGUUGGCUCCCUUGACAAUGCCAAACAUGCACCAGGUGGCGGUAAAGUCAAAAUAACAAAUGAAAAGGUUGCCUGGAAAACAGAGUCGAGAGUCGGGUCAUUGGAUAACGUGAAGCAUGAAGCUGGAGGCGGCAAUGUUAAAAUUGAAACUGCCAAGCUAGACUUUAAGGAGAAGGCUGCAUCGAAGGUCGGAUCCAAGGACAAUAUGGAUCAUAAAGCUGGCGGGGGAGACAAAAAGAUUGAAACGAAGAAGUUAGAUUUUAAAGAGAAGGCUGCAUCCAAAAUUGGUUCCAAAGAUAAUGCUACUCAUAAACCUGGAGGAGGAGAAAAAAAGGUUCUCCAAGACUGAGAUCUAAGCGAACAACACCUGGUACGUCACAUUCAUCUGAGAAGAUUGAGAACCACAAACUGACAUUUAAAGAAUCUGCUAGACCCCGAACAGACACUGGCGGUGGGCCUGUGACCUCUCCUCCUCAAUCUAAGUCUCCUUCCCUUAAAUCACCUCGCCCAGACAGUGGUAUCUCUCAUGAUAGUCUCCCCGAAGAGCAGGAAUCGUGAUAGUCUCCUAGAAAAACAGGAGUCGUGAUAGCCUCUCGGAAGUGAAGGAAUGGACAGAUGAUCUGACAACACCUUUAAUCUACAGCUGAGCGACAGCACAGAGACUACAUAUAAACACAGAGAACCUGCUAAGCGGAUCAUAGUAAAUCACUUUCACAGGAGCCGCUACUAUAUUCAAAGACUAGUUAAAAGAAUAUUUUCGAUUUUCUGUAAACAUGUCAUUUAAAAAAAAAAAAAAAAAAAAAAUGAAAAUCCAAUAUAACAUAUUAUAACAUUUUAACUUAUGAAAAUCAUACAUUCAAAAAAACUCUUAUUAUCAUUUUUUAAUUUAUAUUUACCAGGAAUCUGUUUUGCAUAGAAUUCUAAUUUUAUUGUAUUGUUUGGUGAUCACCAUGUCUGUGGUCAACGAUAACUAUUACAUCUAGUUAAUGAAAUGUUCAAAUUUCUGAUUCAGCCCUCUAAAAAACUGGAAAUUUAUGCAAAGCAGAAACCUGAUGAAGAAACAAUUUUUUGUAUGUUUUUUUUUUUUUUUAAUCAUCAGAAAAAUUUUAAAGAACUUAUCCAUAUGUACUAAUAUUUCAAAUAGUCUAGUCUACAGAGGAAAACAUUAUGUCUGCUUGUUGGUUGCAUGAAUCGAGACUUGGCCAUGUUUUUUAAUGGUGAGCUGACCCCAAAGGUUAUAGGCACAUGCAAUACCAAACGGGAGAACAACUUUCGACAAUGUACUUCAGUGUCAUGCAACCAGUAGGUUGACAAAUGCAUAUUAUUUAACUAUCCAGCCUCCGGGCUUCAUUACAGAGAAUCCCUCUCAUUCAAGCUGAAACUUGGAUGAGUGGGAGAUCAUCAAUUAUAAGAAUAAAAAAAACACUGUUAGAAUUAUAUCAAACUACGUAUAUUUCAUUUUUCAUGUUGGCACAUGAUAAUUAGUUAAUGUUGUACUACAAGCAAUUGUGACUCCCCCUCUGAUAUUAGGUAACCUGAUAAUCGAGGUAGAGAAAUUAUUUUAAUGUAUGGCAAUUUCAGAAAGUAUCUUAUCACAUAACCUCCCUGUUAUCAGUGUAAUAACACCCAUUUCAUAAAUUUUGUUACGAACACACGUGUAACGACACUUAGAUUGGUUAUAUAGGUCCCAUUGGUUCAAUUAUGACGUCACAACUUCUUGGCACAGCAUGCAUUGUGACGUCGGCACAGAGAGAGGAUUGGAGUGAGGAUAUCACUAUAUCAGAUUCCAUUACAGUCAGAUUAAAUGAAGUUUUCAGAAAUGUUUGAAAAGUAUCUCGGUUGUGUCUAUUUCAUUUGAAAUUAAUGAAAUUAGUCAAGGAUUUUAUAUGUAUCCUCUCCAAAGGAUACAAUCAAAUGAAAUGUUUUACACAUGUUGGAUAGAUGUCAUAUGAAGUGGAAACUCAUUCAAGAUAUCCUCUAAAAUUGCCAACUUUCUGUAAUUACCAAGGGGGAGAGAGUUCAUUAUCAAGUCUUGGAACUAAAAACAACAACAUGCUUUGUUGCUCUUUCUCGUAGGCUCAUCAGGUUUUAGAAAUUAAUAAUUAGGAAGAAAUUUUGAUGAUAAUAUAUCAUAAAUUAUAUCUCUAAAAAGCUGGUCCCUUUAAUAUGUAUUGUAGGAAAUAUGUACAACGGAAAGUUGUGAUUUAUCAAUGAAUUUUUUAAUCAUCUAUUAUAUUUUUUCUAACGGUAAAAAAAUAGUAAUGAUUUUGAAAUGUUUUUACUUACAUUGAAUUAGUACCUAACGAUAUGGUUAUUUAAUUAAAGCAUUUAUUUCAUAGCAUUACCAUCUAGGUAAUAAUUUAACUGAUACAUCAAAAAUAUUUAUAAUACAACCACAUGUAACCUCAUAUUACAUACAUAUGUACUUUUAUACUGUAAGGAAUGUGUGCGAGAGGUGGGGUGGGAGGGACAGUCAAGGAAAGACAACUCUGCAUCACAUAUUGCAAUAUAUUAUAAUUUCCAAUAUCAUGAGAGCAGUUUCAUGUGGGAUGUCCCAUAAAACAAAACAUAAUUGGAUGGAAUACAGGAUCAGCAUUGUUUUAUGAAUAAAUAAUGACUUGCUAUAAUUUCACUUAGCAUGGAGUGUGCUAAAUUAGCAAAAUGUUACGGAGCUUGAAAUGCGAACAAUUUAUUUAUCAUUCUGCCAAUAUAUUAUACUUUAUUCACCAUACAUGGAAAAAAACUUUUUACAGAACAGAAACUGGUUUGUCCAAAGGAAUAAAAAGUAGAUUACCAUAUUCACCCUGUAAUAGGCCCAGGGGGCUAAAAAGGCAUCAACUUUGCCUCUGAGUAGGUGUGAGAUACUGCGUUACAAGGACAUAAGAUUUUAAAGAAUUUUUUCUUAGAGUAGUAUUCAUGGAUGAGUGAAUUACCAGGCAUGGGUUUUUAACAGGAUCAAUAUGGUACAUACCUCAAAUUGUCCCCAUGUUCACGGAGCAACUAAUGAUAAUCCUAGAUAUGGGUUGGCUUUGGUGUAGAAUGAUCAGGUAUCAUGCAACGAUUCCGGUCAAAGAAUUUCAGAAUUUGUCUGGAAGAAAGUGACCUCCUAUUCAAGUAAAGCUUUAGAAUUUUUUUGGAAGGUUAUUAUGGGUACUUUCUAGUACACAUACUUAACUUUGUGAGCAAGGGUGUGCAUGCCUCUGUUGUAAGCAAUGCUUUGUCCAAGAGUUGUCAAUCAAUUUUGUUCAUUAGUUUUCCACUUUAUAUACGUGUUAUCUCUUUUAUAAACAGACAUUUUGAACAGUUAUUUAGUUUAUUUCAUGUGUAAAAUUAACCUGCAAAAUUAAGUACAUGUACCCACUGAAACCAUGAGAUUUUAGUCCCACAAAAAUGUCUACAUUUUACAGUAUCUGUCCCUUAAUGCACACAUACACCUUGUAUUGCCAUACAGGAAUUGUCACUUAUUAAACAUCAUUUUUAUUCAAAUCAAUGUUAUCAUAUUUUACUCAACAGGAAGAUAUCCUGACUCUUAAAUUUAAGUUUUUGUCAUAUUUUAGUAGAUUUUUUUUAUCUUUUUUUAUUAGAAUUUAUUAAUUUUAAUUUAUUAAUAAAGAAUUUGAGCACAAUCUGCAUUAUUUGGUUAAUGAAAAUAGUGUGGGCAUUUCUAAUGUCGACAGAAAACAACUUCACAAAUAUCUCAUUGUCAUUACGCAUAAAACUGUUUAUCCCAACACCCACCUUUUGGAACAAAAUAAUCUAGUCGUCGCUUUAUAUGAUUGUAUGUUCAACCAGUCAAGAUGUUUGUCUAGGCAAUUACUUCUUAUAAAUGGAAAAUAACACUUGAAUUUGAUUAAUUCGCAUUUGGAAACAAAAUAUCAAACUUGGUUGGAAUAACUUACAUUAGACCACAGUUUGAUGGCAUAGGAUAUUAACCAAGACCUAUUCCCAGGUCUUCGAGGGACAGGGCAAAAAUUGGGUCAAAUCUGCUAAAAUGUCAACAACUUUUUUUCUUCAGUCCCAGAUUAUCACAAGCACUUCAUUGUUGGUAGACCGGAGUUGCUUUAUUUGCAUUACAUGUAUUACUAGUCAUCUUGCCUUGUUUACAUAAAGAUUUCCAAAUCGCGUCACAAAAAGAUACGAUUACAUCAGAAUUCAUAUGACCCUUAACGCAGGUGUUGGUUACUUUUGAGCAGGAUAUGCUAAUUUUCCGAGGUUUUAUUAUGAGAUUAAAAUGAAGAAUCAUGAAAUAGGACUUGUUAGGUGAUUUAGACUUGAGGUAUAUUCAGAAAUAACUAUCAAAUCAUGUAAUGCGAAAUUCUAAAUUAUUAUAAAAGAUUUAAUAUGCUACCGUAUUUAUCCUCGAAUUAGCCUCCUCCCCUGGUGUAAAGUUUAAGUACAUGUAUUAAAGUUCGGGGAGGGCUUACUUGUGAACUACUUUUAGCUUACUAUUUUAGAAUUGAUGAUUCUACAAAAAUAAAAAAAGUUAGCUUAUUUGUGAGUAGAGGUUUAUCUGCCGAUAGAUACGGUAUUAAAUUACUUCUGCCGGCAAAUAUCUAUUCCUUGAGGAAAUACUAUGCCAUUUUGUUCUUCCAAGAGGUGCUAGGUGAAAUGUUCAAUUCACAACCAAUAAAUCAUUCUUUUAUCUUUAGUAUAUUUUCUGUAUAUACAUAACUAGAUAUAGAAAAAGGUAACAUUGUUUUGAAAACAAACAUCCCCAAACUACAUUAAACAGAUUAAAAUCUCUAUUGUAUUGGUUUCGAUCUUGCGGUAGUGUUGGUUGUAUUCGGAGUGAAACAGAUUUUCCUAUAAAAGCUUAUAGCAUGAAAUUUUAAUCAGAAAAAAAAAGAAUAGCUAUUGUAGUUAAUUUUCGUAGUAAAUAUCAAUUCAUAAAUAUACCGAAGUGUCAUUAUAUUCAAAUGUGAAUAAGUGUUUCAGUAAAAUACAGAAAACAGAAAAAUCUUCUCUUCCCUAUAGCUUAUUAUCAAAUUUCUGAUUCAUUUAGAAAAAAACUGUAAUAAAUAGCUGAAUAUAAAACAGAAUUUUUUUUUCAAAUAUUAAUUCUAUAAAAGCAUUCUCGAUCAAGGAAACUUGGUUCAGGGACAAUAUAUAAGUGUUAAUGAUUAUUUAUCCAAUUAAAGACAACAGAAAUUCUCUCGAUACAUCGAUAAUUCUAAGGUUGUCUUAAAUUCAAAUUAUGGUUUAGUGAUUUUUUAGAUUAUAUUAUUUAAAUGAUUGUUUCAAGAAUUUUAAGAUUGUCUUUACUUCAAAUUAUGGUUUUGUGAAUUUUAAGAUUGUCUUGAAUUCAAAUCACGGUUUUGUAAAUGUUUAAGUUGUCUUAAAUUCAUGAAUUAUGGUUGUGUAACAAAGCUUUAUGGAGGGAAGCAUGGAUGUCUUUCACAUUCAACUUAUUAAUUGGUUAUUAUGAUUUUAAAAAGGAAAUGUCAAAUUAACUGCCACUGCAUAUAUAUAAGGUAUCUGUCAAGACUUAGUUUGAACUACGAAAUGCUAUGCAUGUGCUUUAGUAACCUAGACAACUAGACUUGUACACGAUGUACCUAGUCAUUAAUAUCACUGUUCAGCUUUAUAUGUGAAAUUUCUUCAGUGACACUCUGCUUUCUACAAUGAUUUUUUGAACUCACCCUGUGAGUCUAAGCUGUAGUGUAACGUCCGUCAUCAAUAAAUUACCAACGCUUUCCUUAAAAAUACAUCUUAUUGAGUAUUUGCAUAGAUUUGGGGAAAAUGUCAUCUUGAGUAUUAUUAGGACCAUGGGAAUCAGUGGGGUAUAUAUAGAGUAAGGUACAUAUCAGGGUGUUACCCUAGGGAGCAGAUAGAUGGGGUCUAAAGGACCAUUACAGGAAAUCAAUUGUUCUGAAGGAACUUCAUUCUUCUGAUGAACAGAUAAACAUAUAUUCAUUCAUUUGAUUAUGUCUGGGGUACCCUUAGACCAAGGGAAUAGAAUGUUAUAUGUUGAACUAUAAGGCUUUGGUCCUACUGGGGUCUAAAAGAUGGGGUCUUAUAUAUGACUGUAGGGUAAUUUUCGUUUUGAGAUAUUCUACAACUCUUUCGAAUCAGCUUUAUGGAGCAUCACCGUUUGUCAAAAUGAUGACAAUUUGUGUAUGUGAAGUUGGUGUAACCCCUGGAGCUGGAGUGGUAGGGUACAAUAGGAUUAGCCUCAUUGUUAGACUUAAUCCUGAGGUCAAAAUGUACAUUUUAGAUCCCCAUCUUAUAGUCAUAUCAAAUAUUGCUGGGUAUGAGUUGAGUAGCACAACCAUGCUUCAUUGAAUGACUCCAAAGUCCAUCAUCCCCCACUGUUAAAAUGUCUUUAUUACCCAAAGUCAUCAAAUUAAAACAGUUGAAAUCCACACCCUGUAUCUUUGAAAUACAAAUCUAUACAUGCCAUUGAUUUCAUUUGAGGUCCACCCCAGUCCAGAGAAGGUGUCCUAAAACAGCUGAGACCCCCAACCUGCAACCAUAAUGUACCUUUAUAUACUUAACCCAAUCAUAUUUACUUUUGCGGCUUUUUGGAUCAGUUGCUAAAACAUGAAUGUAGCUCUCGUAAGAGAGGGUAAAACUAAAAUGGAAAAAUUGGAUGUUCUGUUUUUAUAUCCUUUACUCCACUUAACCAAGAGAGUAUAUGUAAUUAAACUUUCACUAUGGUCUGUGGGACCUAGACAUUCAAUUUUUUAAUAACUAAAGGAAGAACACUGUAUCAUUUGGUUCAGAGAAGCAGAGCAAAAGCAAACUCAUGAUGUUGAUAAUGCCCAAAUAUCCAGGCGAGUGAUAAGGCCUUUUGGGCCUCUUUUUUUCGGAUUUUAAUUUGAGGGACCCCUGUGUAUUGCUAUUUUUAGAAAUCAAACAUGAUCAGAUGUCCUUACGAACUGAUCUGGACAGGUAUAUAAUGCUGGGAUAUGUUUUGUUUAAGUAGGUGCGAUGCUUUUUAACAUAUGACGUUGAUUAAAAGGAAUUUGUUGCUGUUAAGGUUGUCAAAGCUGAGAUGACCAGGGGUUCCUCACAAGUCGGCCCCUUCCUGUUGGUCAGCUGGUCAUAAGUACGGUAAGCUGUGACCUUUAGCAGCCUCUGUGAUUUGUUGUCAUGUCUGAUCUCUAAAUGAUCCGAUAUUUCUCUGACAUACCUUUAUCUAGCACUAAGUUAUCUGUAUGCUUUGAUAUAUAUGUAUGUCAAUUAAAAAUACC
This is a messenger RNA of Pecten maximus, 12287 nucleotides long. Its product is annotated as microtubule-associated protein 2-like. Gene Ontology annotation, biological process: microtubule cytoskeleton organization; neuron projection development. Gene Ontology annotation, cellular component: neuron projection. The transcript has 12 exons. Gene Ontology annotation, molecular function: microtubule binding. The record is from RefSeq and is a predicted model, not a curated record. Lineage: Eukaryota; Metazoa; Mollusca; Bivalvia; Pectinida; Pectinidae. Bases 110 to 5443 code for a protein of 1777 amino acids.